Molecule: messenger RNA, 3363 nt
Organism: Arthroderma uncinatum
Lineage: Eukaryota; Fungi; Ascomycota; Eurotiomycetes; Onygenales; Arthrodermataceae
Product: AGC/PKC protein kinase
Exons: 8
Coding region: 1-3363 (1120 amino acids)
Biological process (GO): signal transduction; protein phosphorylation; fungal-type cell wall biogenesis
Molecular function (GO): diacylglycerol-dependent serine/threonine kinase activity; ATP binding
Source: RefSeq, a predicted model, not a curated record
AUGGACGGCGACGAUGAACUCAUCGCCACGGUAUAUCGCAAGAUUGACCGGGAGAAAGCCCUCAUUGCUGCUGCGACGAAUAUGAGGCAGUCAACCGACAACCCGCUUGUGCAGCAGCGAGUCGAUGCCAACAUACGGGAUGGACGAAAGAACAUCGCCUAUCUGGAAGAGAAGAUGCAGGAACUACAGAUUCGGAAGAUGGGUCGUGGAAGCGGUUCUCCCACUGCAACAAGAGGAGGCCAGGGAGAGGGGCCCCCCAUACCCCCAAAGGAUGGAGGUGCAUACCGUGGUGAUCAGGGCGGCUAUGGAGAUGUUGGCCCUGGAGGUUAUAGUCAGGCUGGAACAGGUGUUAUGCCUCCACGGGCUCCCUUCCACGACCCCCGCCCAGACGCUGCCGUGCCCAAAGCACGCCCGAAUUUCAGCAAAUUAGAUUUAAUUAAAUAUGACACGCCAUACCUCGGGCCCAAAAUCCAACUUAUGCUGUCGCAGCUUGAGUUUAAAUUGAGUGUUGAGAAGCAGUAUAAGGCUGGUAUCGAAAAGAUGGUACGGCUAUAUCAGGACGAGGGCGAUCGAAAGAGCCGGGCCGAUGCAGAGGGUAGAAGGAUUGAAAGCAACCAAAAGAUACAGCUGCUAAAACAGGCGUUGAAACGAUACGAGGACCUUCACGUGGAUAUUGAGAGUUCGUCGGAUCACCCAGAUGACGAAAGCUUGAAUGCUCCCAACAUGCGCAAGCCUUUGACUGGCCAUCUUACAAUCAAGAUCCACGCUGUUAAGGAUGUUGACCAUGCCGCCGGAUCUAGAUUCUCUAGAGGUCCAGAAACCUUCGUGAUCAUGAAAGUGGAGGAUACGGUGAAAGCCAAAACCCGAGCCACCAGAUCUGAUAAAUGGACGGAGGAAACGUUUAACGUCGACAUCGAUAAAGCAAAUGAAAUUGAACUUACCGUGUACGAUAAAUCUGGUGACCGGCCCACACCCAUCGGUAUGCUUUGGAUACGGAUAUCAGAUAUCGCAGAGGAGAUGCGUCGAAAGAAAAUCGAGACAGAAUUCAACGCCUCUGGGUGGGUUUCUGCGGACAAAAUGGACCACGGAGCCAUAAGGCCAGACACCCAGUUUCAAGGGGGUUCGUUCCAACAAGGCCAGCCUGGCAGACCUCAACCGCCAGGUCAGGCCCCUAUGAACCAAAAUGCAACGGUUAUGGUUGAUUCCUGGUUUGCUUUGGAGCCAGUUGGAAGGAUCAACCUUACCAUGAGCUUCGCCAAACAACUCAAGGAUAGACGACCAUUUGAUAUCGGUCUUAACCGACAAGGUGCCGUUCGCCAAAAGAAGGAGGAGGUACACGAGAAACAAGGUCAUAAAUUCAUUACUCAACAAUUCUACAACAUUAUGCGCUGUGCCCUUUGCGGUGAUUUUCUCAAAUAUGCUGCGGGCAUGCAGUGCGCGGAUUGCAAGUACACUUGUCACCGAAAGUGCUAUCCAAAGGUCGUGACGAAGUGUAUUAGCAAAGCGAACUAUGAGACCGACCCAGACGAAGAGAAAAUCAACCAUCGCAUUCCACAUCGAUUUGAGGGAUACUCUAAUAUUUCUGCUAAUUGGUGCUGCCAUUGUGGUUACCUGCUACCUUUCGGGCGAAAGAAUGCUAAACGAUGCUCUGAAUGUUCCCUUACCUGUCAUGCUAACUGCGCUCAUCUUGUGCCGGACUUCUGUGGAAUGUCGAUGGAGGUGGCCAACCAAAUUCUAGAGACUAUCAUCAAAACGAGGAAUAAUAAUAGAUCUAGCGGUACUGCAACCAAACCUCCUCGCCCCAAGCCAGCUUCCAUUGAAGGUGGACCACGGCCAUCUCAAGAUAGUUACGGCGCACCAAAAAUGUCUCCCUCUGCAGAAGCUGUCAGUGCAGCCAAUACCUCAUACAUGCCGCCACAGUCUCCAACUACAACAGGGCGUCCCGCUGCACCUCCACAUAGCCCUUCAAGCGCCGCAGCCGCCGCAGCUGCUGCCGCAACAGGAAUGCGCCCACUGCCACAGCAGACUGGUUAUGAUAAACUGCCCUCAGACUACCCCGGGGUUAAAUCCGAAUCUGCGUAUGACAACCGUGAGCAGGCCAGGUUGUCCCAACAGCAACAACCACAGCCACCACCACAUUCUCACUAUGAUCCUGGAGCUUAUGCCCGUGUUCAAGCACCGCAACUCCCUUCAAUCCAAAUUGGCCAUCAACAAGCAGGGCACCAGUAUUCCAUGGCGCUACCACCCCAGCAACAUCAGCAACACCAACAGCAGCAAACUCCGAUUUCUGCCCAUCCCUCAGCGCUUGCAACGAAGGAGCAGAUGCCUCCUGUUUCUGCCCACCCACAGAAAAAGGCAGGGGCUAUGAUUGGAUUGGAUCAUUUUAACUUCCUUGCAGUUCUUGGUAAAGGAAACUUUGGUAAAGUUAUGCUUGCUGAAUCAAAGACGAGUAGGAAACUUUAUGCCAUUAAGGUGCUGAAGAAGGAAUUCAUUAUCGAAAAUGAUGAAGUGGAAAGUACCAAGUCGGAAAAGCGAGUGUUCCUGAUCGCAAAUAAGGAGAACCAUCCGUUCUUGCUUAACCUGCAUGCUUGUUUCCAGACGGAAACUCGCGUUUAUUUCGUAAUGGAAUAUAUCAGCGGUGGUGAUCUCAUGUUGCAUAUCCAACGUGGUCAAUUUGGUCUCAAGCGAGCUCAAUUUUAUGCUGCUGAAGUUUGUCUGGCUUUGAAAUAUUUCCAUGAGAAUGGUGUCAUUUACAGAGAUCUCAAACUCGACAACAUUUUGUUAACUCUCGAUGGGCACCUUAAAAUUGCUGAUUACGGUCUGUGCAAGGAGGAGAUGUGGUACGGUAGCACCACGAGCACAUUCUGCGGAACUCCUGAAUUCAUGGCACCAGAGAUUCUCCUCGACAAAAAAUAUGGCCGAGCUGUCGACUGGUGGGCUUUUGGUGUUUUGAUUUAUCAAAUGUUGCUCCAGCAAUCACCUUUCCGUGGAGAGGAUGAGGACGAGAUAUAUGACGCCAUUCUCGCGGACGAACCGCUUUACCCCAUCCACAUGCCACGGGACUCCGUUUCGAUCCUGCAGAAAUUGUUAACUCGCGAACCAGAAAUGAGAUUGGGAUCUGGUCCAACUGACGCCCAGGAGAUCAUGUCCCAUGCGUUCUUCCGAAACAUCAACUGGGAUGAUGUCUAUCACAAGCGUGUUCCACCACCUUUCUUCCCAAAGAUUACCAGCCCUACCGAUACCAGUAACUUCGACCAGGAGUUCACCAGCGUCACUCCCGUUCUAACCCCAGUGCAGUCUGUCCUUACGCAAGCGAUGCAAGAAGAAUUCCGCGGCUUUUCAUACUUUGUAGACUGCGACUAA